This is a messenger RNA of Exaiptasia diaphana, 4315 nucleotides long. RefSeq lists its product as uncharacterized. Lineage: Eukaryota; Metazoa; Cnidaria; Anthozoa; Actiniaria; Aiptasiidae. The record is from RefSeq and is a predicted model, not a curated record. Bases 204 to 3743 code for a protein of 1179 amino acids. The transcript has 3 exons.
CACUUCGCACAGUUCUGUCUGUUGUUUUAGUAGAAACUGGUUCUUCUGUGUUGAUGUUGGAAGGCUUUUUUACAUAUUCUAUUUUGCCAGUACAAGUGUUGACCAGUAAGGCGUCUUCGUCGCUUGGUAGCUUGCGCCAUCAAUUACAACAUACCAAGGUAUGAGAUUACAUUUCUUCAUCACUAAAGUUAGAACGCUGCACAAUGGAAGUGAAACAAAUCAAGAAUACAAGCCUAUUGUUAAUAUCUUUGGUGUUAAUAUGGUGGAUCUCUAACACUGUUACCUCUCUUGCCUCCAAACGUUUUAUGCUUGAUGAACAAGCCAAAGAURAAGCAGACACARACACCAAAUCAUUAAGAAACAUGAAAUGGAUAGACUUAACAUUUAUCCAAUUUGCACUUAGCGCGAUUUUUACCUUCACAUGGAUAAAGCUCCAUUGCUACGGAAUAAAGACACCGUCAUUUUCAAUAUAUGAUUCUGAUGUACCGAAGAUGGCAUUAUUUGGGCACAUGUUUGGACAUAUGGCUACAAACGCAUCUUACGCAGCGAUCAGCUCCAGCACUACGCAAAUGAUCAAAGCGUGUGAACCAAUUUUCACUUUUGUACUUUUGCUGUUUCUUAAUCAACGAAAAUAUGAAAAUUUGAACUGUUCUCUUCUACUUUCUCUUCUGAUGAUGUCYUYAGGGACGUGUUUAUUUGUGGCAGUGGAUAGCAAGUUCAACAUCCAAGGAGUUGUUGCUGCACUUGUUUCAAAUUGCGCUUUUGCAACUCGCAAYAUUCUCCUCAAAGGUAAAGGUAGCUCCUUCAAAAAGUCUUUGAUACAAUAUUUCCACCUUUCCGUGCAUUGUUUCUUCUUUUUACUUCCCUUUGGAAUCCUCCGACUGCCCAAAAUGCGUAAAAUGCAGUUCACAACAUUUGAAGGCUCACUGAUAUCAGCCGGCAGCUUUUUCACCUACAACGCUGCAUCUAUCAAUGUUCUGAAGGCAAUCAGCCCUAUUCAGCAUGCUCUACUAAAUUUGUUCAAGCGAGUUUUUGUUAUCGUAAUUAACAUUUUGUACUUCUCAACUCCUAUGCAUCCGCUCUCGGUCGUUGGAUUUCUAGCGCUAUUCAUAGGRCUAUUGAUGUACAUACGAAUAUCACACGGAAUUUCUCUGCCGCAGAAGUACGUGUCAAGGUCCAAACAAGCGAUACUAUUUUGCAGUUUGUUUUCAUUGCCAGUAAUGAGUUUCCAAUUUUUCAUGACUGGUUCGACUUCAAAUACAAAUAUCGUACUGGAUAACCAUAUAAAAUCAUUAUGGAUAUAUGAAAGACCGUUACCCAUCGAUGUACUUCAAAACGUCAAGGCAUGGAAUAUGACAUUGUCAAAAGGAUCAGCACAUGUCUUCUGUGGCAAUUUUGGCUGUGUUAAAGACUUGUCUGACGGCAAUCGAACUACAACUUCRUUUCUAGUCAUUAGUACACUAAUUAAUAAUACUGUUUUUGACACCUGGUUUAGCAAGCAUCCUUUGAAUAAAAUCUUUGAAGGAAAGAACUUUGAGGAUCAUUUGCAGCAAGUAGUGGCACUGUCUUUGAUCUUCCGCAAAGGUGGUACAUAUUUUGAUCCAAGAGUAARACUACCAAAGGAAUUGCUGCAAACUAUARAUGGCAAAGGACCAUGCAUUGCCAUGUCGUCUACAACCAAUCUKCCAAWUAUCAUGGGGCUWUUCAACUUUCCAAAGGAACAUCCUUUGAUAYUGAAGAUCGGUGAAGUAAUGGUAGAUCAGUAUAAAAAAGACGCUGACGACAUAAARAAAUGGCCAAUCAGGUUUAAUUUUAGWGAGAUAUCUUCGAUUGCMUGYAGAYCAUAUCCUGACAUUUGUGCAAACAUUAUCGAMCUUGAARGUAAACAMUUCWWURUGGAAACUCCCAAUAUUCAGAACAGUUUUGGUACAUUAUCUUACGACGCCAGAGUUCGUGUUGCUGCCGAUGCAAAUCUCGGCGAUGAGAUACAGGGAUUUCCAGGAUUGCAAUUUCUCCCUUUCAUGGACGAGUUUGUUGAAAGAGAUCAACUUUACUCUACUAACAAAGCAAAGAAUAUUACUACAUUUUUCAACGCUUGGUGGGGUUCUCCCUCACAGCAAUGGCCACCACCCAUGCACAUUGACCCCAUAAUGUUAUCCAUGCACUUAGGAAAUGCSAUCAAGCCUAUGAUMUCSAASAAUUUACCUUAUCUUAAASKGAAAUCGCCCAUUGGAUGUCGUGACCCAGCUACCCUCGAGUUUCUUAGAAGUCAAGRAGUGGAGGCAUUUUAUUCAAGUUGUAUGACUCUAAUGAUGAAAAAUCCCAGCAAARGYGCUGAAAGAACUGACAACAUUUAUUUGGUGGACGUCAACGAUGCGGUAAGAAAGCUGCUACCAUCGGAGAUUCAACAAAAAGGCAUUUCAUUGGAGCAUAACAUGAAAGGAGAAUCUCGUUUAAAUAAAUUGGCUAGAUUUAAAUCAGCUUACAGCUUAAUUGAAAAGUACGCUCGAGCAAAGUUAGUUGUAACGCAGCGCAUCCACUGUGCAUUACCAUGUGUUGCCAUGGGAACACCAGUCAUAUUCAUCAAUUCUGCCAGCAUGCCUGGCGGUGGUGGUACAAAGAGGAAGRGCUCACCACGAACUGAAGGAUUCCAGGAACUCUUCCACAUGCUGGAUUUGUACAAUAUGUCAAGUAAUGACGCCAAAAYGUGGCUACAAAACUUUGACUGGAACAAGCCUCGCCCUCUUUCAUCUUCUUCAAGUCUUCUGAAAAGGUUAAGAGCAACAUCAUGGAAUAUAAUUCGUCAGAAAAGAAAAUUGCACGAGUCUGCGUUGAAAUUCGGCAUCAUUCCUUACCAUAAUUCUCUUCUUGAGGAGGACAGAAAGGAGCAGGAUUUGUUUCAUYUGAUAUUYACUACUCGUGGMGCUCAAGUUGUUGAAGUGUUCUCUGAUCAAAGUAAAGUUUCAGCUCGAUUCAACUGGCGACACUGGCGUUGCAUCGAGUCGAUUUUCUAUCAUCAUCCACUUGCAAAAGUACUAGUACACAGCAAUACCUURCCACUUGCAAUGUUUGAAGUUCUUGAGGAAUCUGGAUAUGAUAUCGAAGUCCGAAGAUAUAACUUAUUAGACAUAGUCAAAUCCACCCCCGCCGAAAAAUUUAUGAAAGAAAAGUAUAASAAAGUUARAAAUSGUAMGUWYUGGUACAGCCAUGAGACUGAUCUUCUGCGCACAGCCAUACUUUAUAAAAUGGGUGGUGUGUACAUGGAUACCGACGUUAUACUGGUKCGAUCUCUUAGAAAGUUGCCCAUCAAUGUUGURGGAUAUGAAAGGGAUGGGAAAAUGAUGAACGGAGCAUUCAUGUAUUUUCAGAAAAAUCAUCGAUUUUUAUUUGACAUUUUGAGGCGUUUUAAUCAAGAAUACAAUCCAAACCAGUGGGGCGUUGUUGGUCCUGAACUUAUUACCAAGAUUUUACAUUUAAAUUCUUCUGCCCAUUACAAUGUCACUGUUCUAAAUCACCAUGCAUUCUACAUGUUUCACUAUAGGAAGAUAAACGAUGAAUGUUUUCAGCAAACAAAUGGAACGACGUUUAGAGAAAAGAACAAGAUUUUGAAAGAAAAAGCUUUUGCAGUUCACGUAUUUUCUAAGUUCAGUGGGAAAAUUGGUUUGACAAAAAAAUUGAAAGAGGGAACAAUAUGUAAAAAACUAUUCAACGCGUAUUGCAUUUUGUGUGACAAACGAUAUUAGAUCAGGUUCAAUUCUKUUUAUUUUGAUAAAAUUAGUUUGGAAUAUGUUUGCUCAUUUGACAUACGAGUGUAUACAUGAGAUAGAGUCUUUCGCACGUAUUUCAUUUUUGUAGAUGUCCUAAWCAUAAAUCGCUCUGUGUUCACCUGUUUUCAAGAAACGUUGUCGUCGGGGAGAAAGGCGAUUGUCGAAGGGAGAUUGCUAGACCGAAAGGGACUGUAAUGGUUACGCUGUYGUGACAAUUUCAUUUGUUGGAUUCACCUUGUACUAAAUGGAGCUAAUAUUUACAACAGACUUUUGUACAGUAUAAAUCAGUUGUUAUUUCCCUUCAAKUAGCAAAACCAAUGGRUCGUCCUUUCGGUCACGCAAUCCGCGCCGUUCGACAAUCAACAUUCGCUAUUUUAUCCGACAGUCGUUUUUGAAAUAGGUUAURUAUUCAUUCACGAAAGAGCUCAUCAAUUACUCGUCCAACGCCACUAGAGUGAUCGCACUUAAACCGUGCAACUGUACAAAAUCUAAGUAGUACUAAUUUGUACUAAAAUUUUACAAAUUACUUUAAAGUGGAACUGAAGGUA